Rubroshorea leprosula is the source of this 765-nucleotide messenger RNA. Lineage: Eukaryota; Viridiplantae; Streptophyta; Magnoliopsida; Malvales; Dipterocarpaceae. The record is from the annotation of a GenBank genome assembly.
AUGUAUAUACACCACUUUGACGGGCAGGAGAAUCAUACCAUCUGCUUUGCCAUGCAGGAUGGUAUCAAAACAAAGAGAGAAAACCGUUACAAGCAUUAGAAGAGAAAAAAAAAAUUAUCAAUAAUUAGAAAAUAAUCCCAUCAGAUUUGCUCUGCAGUUGGUAUCAAUGUUUUUGGACCCGGCCCGGUGGCUGGCCCGUUUUGACCACCGGGUCCGAGUCAACAGGUUGAACCGAUUCACCCGACCGGUUCAACCGGUCAACUAAAGUCAACUAAAAAACUUUUUUUUGGGCAUUUUUAAUUUUUUAUUGAAUUUUGCUUUUAUACCUUACCUUCACGGUUUCACCCGAAAACGAUACAGAUCGUUUUGAGCAGAACAGACGAGGGAGAUGAAGAUGAUCGGCGAAAGAGAAGAAGUGCAACGACGGAGGAGAGGAUCGGCGGAUGCUCGACGGAAAAGAUGAUCGGCGGACGAUUGGCGGUAGAGAAGAUCGGCGAACGAUCGCGGAAGAGAGGAUCGGUGGACCAUCGCGGACAAGAAGAUCGACGGACGAGAAGAUCGGUGGAAGAGACGAUCGGUGGACGGUCGGCGGAUGAUCAGCGGACGAUCGGCGGACAAUCGACGAACGAGAAGAUAAUGAAAAUUUCAACCCGACCGGUUGCAACGGGUCGCACGAGUUUAACGGGCGGGACGGGUCUGACGGGUUUCAACGGGCCAUUUGCUUAAACGGGUUGAAGUAUUCAACCGACCCGUUUUCAGGUCCAG